AUGAUCCAGACAGUGGAUCAUCACAAAGUCUCUGAAACAAGAGAGCACAAGACCCCGCCUUGUUCGAUCUCUCGGAAGAAGAGGAAGACGAUCCAGAAGAGCCAGACGACCGCUUCGUGCCGAGGAACUGUCCCAGAUCCUGUAACGAGACGGAAGAUGGCGGAGAAGGGACUGGCGGCGGCAGAUCGGGGCUUAUCGGAAGAGAGGGAGGAGGACUCGUCGUCGGAGAUGACGCAAUCGACGCGAAACGACGACAUUCUCGACAUGAGGAACGAGGGAAUGGAACCUCUUGGAAACAACGCAGCAACGACCAAGGGCCUUGACAUCGCCGAUCUUGUUGAAAACGAGUAG
Messenger RNA from Microthlaspi erraticum, 351 nucleotides. The record is from the annotation of a GenBank genome assembly. NCBI's taxonomy places the organism in Eukaryota, Viridiplantae, Streptophyta, Magnoliopsida, Brassicales, Brassicaceae.